GCUUUAUUAAAAUUCCUAUUUACGAGUCAACUUGGUUAGGAAGACUUUACAACCGCGAUCGAUUAGUUUCCUCACCGCGUUGCAUGAUGGGAUAGCGGGAUUUUCAAAUCCAUAUCCGCCUUUACUGGCGCCUGUAAGCCAUGGAGGGUCGCGUUAGUGCUGUCACCACCCCCGCUAACACGCACAGAACACGACGGAAGAGUUAUGGACGCAGCUGUAUGGAGAAUCCGUCUAUGUUCUGGCAAACACCAGGUAACAUAAACACCCUCGGCCGCAGGGGCCCUACCAGCAGACGGGUUGCCAGAUCCCAGAAUAUUGCAAGUAAAGUGGACACAGAGCAAUUGGCCCUUCUGGUGAAGCACGAGUGGAAGCUGGCAUACGUCACCCCGCUGUACCGAUUCCAGUACACGCAGCUCAAACUGUACUCCAAACACCUCACCGCUUUCAUCGUAGCCGAGAAGCAGCAAGGGGUCGCUGUCGAGGUGGGGCUGGAGGCAGGAUUUAAAGUCUCGCUCUCCACCGUCCACGGAAUGGCAGAAACAGAGGACGAUGCAGAAACCGUUUUCAUUCAGAUACACUCCAAACCAAUGUUUGGGACAGACACUCUGAAACCAGUGUGGCGCGGCUGGUUGACCUGCGUGAACGGAGAUUGUGAGUACCUGAGAUCACUGCCCCCUGACUUUGUCAGUCUUCCUCUGUUCUGCAGCAGUGGCCCCGAAUCCCUCACAGCUCUCGUUAAGUCCUGGUUCGAGCGCACCUUUGACUGUAAUUUCGGUGCGUUGUUUCUGAACUCCACCACUCUGAACUGGCUGGCUGCCCUGUGGACCGGCUGCCAUCCCAGCAGCAACAUCAGGUACCUGAAGCUGAGCUGGACCAUGCCCACGCAGCCCUCACUGGACAUCCUGUACACGGUGAACCCACAGGACGCCUGGGAGCUGUGGGACAGCAUUCACACGGACGACAGCACAGACGACAGAAUCCACGUCGACGAGGUGCAGCGGUUUAUGAACGGACUCGAGACUCACUUUUUCAGACAUUUUAAGAUCUACUUGUCGGCUGGGACACUCACGAAGGUCUCCACUUCCCACGGUUCAGCGCAUCACGAGGGCAAAAUCAAGAUCGGCAGCAGCGACUACAUCAGCACCUUACUGACCCUGCUGACAGAGUGCGCCCUCCGCAGGACACCCGUUUAAUUCCUCCGCUUUACUGUUAUAGCUGUAAAUGGCCUUUGUUUUACUGAAUACAUGUGGCAAUCUCUGUAGUCAAGCACAAAUUUUAAAAUUGUAUUUAUUUACACAUCUUUGUCAAAGUUGUACCUUUAUCUGGAUUUUUGUUUUUAAAUCUGAUUUUAUUUUAUUUUUUAUUAAAUCCAUACAGAUCAAAUGUCAA
Messenger RNA from Tachysurus fulvidraco (yellow catfish), 1389 nucleotides. It is a transcript of the gene cenpl, whose product is annotated as centromere protein L. The transcript is spliced from 5 exons. Lineage: Eukaryota; Metazoa; Chordata; Actinopteri; Siluriformes; Bagridae. The coding region runs from base 141 to 1193 and encodes 350 amino acids. The record is from RefSeq and is a predicted model, not a curated record.